GUCUCGUGAAGUGGUGCACAUCCAAUUGAUUUUUAAAUUUUUUAGUUUGAUUAUGCGUAAAAUAGACUAGAUAUUUAAAAUGGACGUAACUGCCUUGGGAGAGAAAACAAUAGCAAAUGGCCGGGCAUAUGAUAAUCACGGCUAUACGAGUGGCGACGCAGAAAAUGGCCGUAUUAAUCCGGGAGUGAGUUCCGUAGUCCCGAUAAAUGGCGACGUUAUCCUAAGAGACGACAGCAAAAAUCGAGAUAUAAAACCAACGGGUUCUGCCCUAUAUGAUGAUAUCCCCGUGUAUGAACAGCUAGCUCAAGAUAACAUUGUUACCAUUCAUGACACUGCGAUAGAAACCCAACCCAAUGGAAAGACUUUGUACACAGAUUUGGAAAUAUCUAAAGAAAAUGGCGGUAUAGUUUUGGAGACGCUACCCAGGCCUCCAGCAUACGACGAUGUAUACAAAAGGGAACUUCUUCCAGAACCUUCAGAAGAAUGCGGACCGUGUUUACCAUGUUUAAAAUGCGGAAAGCUGAUCGCAAAAUCACGAGGUGGUAUGGGUGGGAGAUUGAAAUCAGCCGGGGGCUGGUUAAGCAAAAUCGUCCUGCUCAUAAUGCUGUUGGGAUACACAUGUUACUUCAUUGCAGCGUUGGUAUAUUCAGUGGAGAAAGCGAGGGCGCUGAUUGUCAUUACCGCAAUCGUAGUAACACUAAUAUUUUACACCUUCAUAAGGAAUCACUAUGGAGAACGGAUUUACGAGAAAAUAUUUCAGCCGUGUGUAUCUGUCGCGCAACGGCAUUCUGUCUGGCUUGCAAGGAUAGUUGGUUUACUCGUGUUUAUCGGUUUUGUGUUGUUCCUUGCGUUGGAUGUAAUUCGGAGUUGGAUGCAACUGGCUUCCCUUGGUGGUAUGGCCGGCUUCCUGUUACUUGCGUUCAUUACAUCAAAACACCCAAAUCAUGUUCGAUUGAGACCAAUUGUAUGGGGCAUGGGUUUGCAGUUUGUAUUUGGGGUUCUCGUUUUACGCUGGAAGCCUGGUUAUGACGCCAUUGAUUGGAUUGCCAGACAGGUACAGACGUUUCUAGAAUACACCAAUGACGCUAGUGAGGUUGUAUUUGGAGAAUACCUGGACCAUCCGUUCAUAUUCAUGAUUAUGCCUAUGCUGAUUUUCUUCGCAACCGUUCUUGCCAUUCUGCAUUAUUUUGGUAUCAUCCAAAUCAUCGUGGGCAAGAUGGGAUGGUUCAUGUCGUUUACACUUGGAACAACAGCCGUUGAGAGCAUCAGUGUCGCUGCCAACAUAUUCCUCAAUGGGCUGGAUUCUAUUAUGUUGGUGAGGCCGUAUUUGAUGAGUCUGACCAAGUCGGAGUUCCACGCCAUCAUGGUGGGCAACCACGCUACUUUGGCAGGCUUUGCCUUCGCAGCAUUCAUAGCUCUAGGGGCCCCUGCUCGCCAUCUUUUGUCGGCAGCUGUGAUGUCAGCCCCUGCUGCUAUGGCCGUGUGUAAGCUCAACUACCCAGAGACAGAAGUAUCAUGCCUCAAAACUGAGAAAGACGUCAAGUUGGGAAAAGCAACUGAACGCAAUAUGGUAGAGGCUGCCAGUUCUGCAGCAAGUUUGGCUGGGAAGACUAUUGCGGCUGUUGUAGUGAACCUGGUUGCCUUCAUUGCUAUCCUCGCUUUUCUCAACACCACCAUUAAGUGGUUCGGCCAGAGGGUCGGCUACGAAGAUUGGAGUUUUCAGAAAGCGUGUUCAUACCUACUUUUACCGAUUGUGUACCUGAUGGGAGUCGAACAUGCAGAUGCAAGUAAAGUUGCCGAGUUGCUUGGCUGGAAGAUAUUCGCAAGUGAAAUUAUUGCAUUUGCAGAACUUGGAAAUAUGGUUGACAAUAACAUGCUAACAGAGCGGACACAGGUUAUCGCGACAUACGCUUUGUGUGGGUUCAGUAGUCUCUCAACUGUGGCGCUAAGCAUUGGCGUGUGGAGUGCCGUAGAGCCUAGACGAAUUAAUGAGGUCACUAGCACUGUUCUCAGGGUCAUCGUAAACGCCAACAUAUCCUGCUUUCUUACAGCAUGUGUUGCCGGUAUGUUGGUCCAUGUUCCAACAUCCGGGUCUGGAAGCAACGUCACAACUACAAUGCUGCCAUCUACCACCACGGAAAACCCCUGGGAAGAAAUCAUAGACAUUGUAGAUUGUAUAUUCUUUGAUAAUUGUGGAACAGGUCAAGGAAAAGAUUUAGCAAAAACAAUUGCACUCAGUCCAAAAGGUGUGCCAAUGCUAGGCUAAAUGAUGUAAAAGUACACGACUGCAUAUAUGGACAUGAACAGCAAAGGCCUAUAUGAAUCACACUCACAACAUUAGAGAAAUUUCGCAACUAACUUAUAGCAUGUUCAUUAUUCCCCGCCCGUAUACCGUAUAAUUCAUGAAGUAUUUGAUUACGUCAUCAUUUAUUGCGGAGCUCUAUACGUCCAUAAGUUUGACGUUCUUAUAUAUCGCCCUCUAUACUUAAGGAU
This is a messenger RNA of Owenia fusiformis, 2493 nucleotides long. The record is from the annotation of a GenBank genome assembly. Lineage: Eukaryota; Metazoa; Annelida; Polychaeta; Sabellida; Oweniidae.